Molecule: messenger RNA, 775 nt
Organism: Durusdinium trenchii
Lineage: Eukaryota; Dinophyceae; Suessiales; Symbiodiniaceae
Source: the annotation of a GenBank genome assembly
GAGUCAUAGCACUUCUGGCGCUGGGUGGAUGGGAUGACCAGGACCACCGUGCGCAUUGUAGUCUGAAGGUGAAGCAAUGUGGGCGCUGCAAGUGGGUUUCCAACAAGACCUCUUGGCAAGCCAAACACGGCUGGUUGGAUGCCCAAUAUGACCCAGACUCGCAGAGGUGGGGUGUGGGCUGCAAAUUGUGCGCCAAAGCCAGGCACAACCCAGAGAUCAGCCAACAACUGCCGCCUUCAAAGCAAUUGUUUGGUGGCUAUAGGGUUGUCGACAGCGGUGCUUUGCGGGAAUCUCGCUUCCAGAAGCAUGAGCAAUGUGCUUUGCAUCAAGCUGCUGUGGCGUAUCACAACUCCAAGUUGCCAGAUUCGGCGGCGCCUCCUCACGAGCACUGGCUGAAGGUCCUGGAUGACAUUGACAACUUCAGCGAGGGUGGCAUCAAGGGCAUUGGCUGUAGGAAGAAAGUGUCUCAGAUGCGCUGGUGCCUGGCAGAAGCACAGAGGGACAGGUACAGAGCAGCACUAUUGUCGGCCACCACAGUGACUCUCAAGCAAGACAAGCGGAAAGGAACCAGAUUCAUCAUGCGGUUCAAGUGCUGUGAUUCAAAGUUGCAAGUCACAGAAGGCACUUUGCAGAUGAGAAGGCAUGUCGGUGGGCCUGCCGCAGACGCCUCUGGUGCAGAUGGCCUGCGCUUGGCAACCAUGCAAGGCUUGAAAAGCAUAAGCACACCUGCAGCGCCGCCACACUGGUCCGCCGAAGCACGCAAAGAGGCCGAGAA